This is a messenger RNA of Clunio marinus, 3741 nucleotides long. Lineage: Eukaryota; Metazoa; Arthropoda; Insecta; Diptera; Chironomidae. The record is from the annotation of a GenBank genome assembly.
ACAUCUCUUGAUCUCAAGCGGUGCUCAAGGAUAUUAAAUAAAAUGGAAGAUAUGGAGACGAAAAGCAGCAUGGGAAGUCAAAUUUAUACGAGCUUGUGUGUCAAUCUGUUAACUGUUUCUUAUGGUGCUUCCAUUGGAUGGCUUUCGCCUGCUUAUGAGCUUCUCUCAUCUCAAGAUAGUCCAUUGGCAUCUGGUCCAAUUACGAUUGAAGAAUCUUCAAUCGUCGGCUCAGCAAUUUGCGUGGGUGGUUUCAUAGCGUCGUGUUGCUACGGAUGGAUCGCUGAUAAAUAUGGAAGAAAAAUUGCGCUUGUAACGUGUGCCGUUCCACAAAUGGUCGGUUGGAUUCUCAUCUAUUUUGCAACAAAUCCAAAAUAUUUGAUUCUUUCACGUUUUUUACAUGGUUUUGCUGGUGGAGGUAUCUACGUUGUCAUCCCCAUUUUUAUCACUGAAAUAAGUGAAGACAGAAUAAGAGGAAGACUUGGAACGUUCAUAACAUUCGCGUUAUGUUUGGGUAUUCAAAUAGGAUAUGUUCUCGGGGAUGUCAUGAGCUUUACGAUUUUUCCGUUAUGCUUAGUAAUGUUCACAAAUGCUUUUCUGGCUGGUGUGAUAAUUAUUCACGACUCUCCAAUUUAUCUUCUGCGAAAAAGUCGUUUCAAGCGAGCUGAAAAUGCGUUGAAAUUUUAUCGAGGCUUCUCCAAGGACGUGGGAGAGAUGAAUAGCAAAUUGAAGUUAGAGUAUGACAACAUGACAAGUUUGAUAAAAACAACAAAUAGCGACUCUACGGGAGGCAGAAUUACCUUUGGGGAUUUCUUGACAAAAGCAGCGAGAAAAGCAAUGCUCAUAGGACUUGCAUUAAUUUGCUUGGAACUUCUUAGUGGAGUUUUCGCUCUUUUAAGUUACGCUUCGAUGAUUUUUGACGAAGCCGGUUCUUCACUCUCCCCAAACUCAUCGGCAAUUAUCGUUGGCGGCAUUCAAAUCGUGGGCGUUUAUGCUUCAACACUUCUCGUCGACCGUGCAGGAAGAAAGUUUUUAUUAAUAUCGUCUUCCCUCUGUUGUGCAUUAGGCAUGACACUUUUCGCCAUUUAUGACUUUUUAAAACAUCAAGGCAUGGACGUGUCAGACUACAAUUGGAUUCCAUUAGCUUGUUUCUCUUCUGUAGUUUUCUUUGCAAAUAUCGGUGUGGUGUCGUUGCCCGUAGUUGUCAUCACUGAAAUUUCACCAUUAAAGAUUAAAGACAUCGUGUAUUCGAUAAGCAUUACCUUUUCAUGGAUACUGGAGUUUGUUUUGUUUCAAUUCUUGCCAAUAGCAAUCCAAGUGUUGGACAUUUACAUUGUGAUGUUGAGCUUUGCAUCGAUAAUAAUGUGGCUUAGUGGAGUUCAACGGCAAAUAUUUACAACACUCUGUGCCAACUUAUUAUCAUUCGCUUAUGGAACGAGCGUUGGAUGGGCCAGCAGUAAUCUUCCUCUACUUGCAUCAAAUCAAACAGUCUUGACCGACGCACUAACAAAAGAAGGUUCAUUAAUCUUCGGCUGGUUGACGGAACAAAUCGGUAGGAAGAGAUCUCUCAUAGUUAUUGCCAUUCCGCAAAUCAUCUCAUGGACAUUGAUUGUAUUUGCCCAAAGUUGGCUUUACAUUCUUGUUUCAAGAUUUUUGGGUGGAUUAAGUGGGGGUGGUUUGUAUAUAGUCAUUCCACUUUUCAUAUCAGAAAUUUCUGAUGACAGCAUACGAGGUAGGCUUGGAUCUGUCUUUGUGAUGGCAUCUGGUGCUGGCAUUCUCUUCGCCUACAUAUGUGGCACAUUUCUCCCUUUCUCAACUCUUCCAUUUAUAUUCACUCCAAUUUCAAUGUUGUUCUUAAUUGGGACGAUGUUUCAUCCGGAAUCAGCACACUAUCUCAUCAAAAAGGAGAUGAAUCGUGAAGCUGAAAAAUCUUUAAAAUUUUACCGUACAGUGAAACAGACAUCUGAUGAUGGAAACGAAUUCACUCAGCAAUUGAAAGCAGAGUUUGAAAGCAUCAAAUCUUUAAUAAGCCAACAGACAAUCAGCACUGGCGUUGAACUGAAAGAUUUUCUCACUCAUCCAGCAAAAAAAGUCUUAAUUAUCGGAAUAGGAUUAAUGUUUCUUGAACAAUUCAGUGGAGUGUUCGCACUUCUGUUCUUUGUCUCAACAAUUUUUGAACAUUCUGGUUCAAGUCUCACGCCAAAUGAAUCUUCAAUUGUCAUUGGACUAAUUCAACUAAUUGGUGCUUGGUGCUCAACAAUCUUCGUUGAUAAAAAAGGAAGGCGAUUCCUAAUCAGCUUUUCAGCGUUUGGAAUUUCAUCUGGAAUGUUUGUGUUUGCCUUGUCUAGUUAUAUCAUUAAUCAAAGCAAUGAAGCAUCAUAUUUAAAUUGGAUUCCACUUUUGAGUCUUUCGUUUGGUUUGUGGACAGCUAAUUUAGGAGUGUUAACGCUUCCAUUUCUUGUUAUGAGUGAAUUGAUGACAGCGUUACCUAAUUCAUCAAGUGGCAUCAAGUUCUUAGAGUCAAAACAUUCUGACUUAGAAUCAGGAAGUUUAACGCCAGGGGAAUCAAGCUUCAUAAAUUCAAUGUACUGCGUGGGUGGAUUAAUUGGAUCAUUAACCUAUGGAUAUGUCUGUGAUAAAAUUGGAUGUAAUUGGGCGUUACGAACAAUCGCCAUAUCUCAAAUUGGAAGUUUUCUUUUUAUCACUUUCAGCACGGAAACUCAAACAAUUUUAUUUUCAAGAGUCCUUGCCGGCGUCUCAACUGGUGCACUUUUCUGUUCUGCACCUUUAUUCGUGUCCGAAAUUGCAGAAGAGAUGAUGCGAAGCAUGUUGAGUGCAAUGUUCAUGUUGAUGGGUGGUAUUGGACUUUUGUUGUCUUACAUUGUCGGUGCUUUCAUGCGCUACGAUUUAUGUUUGUGGAUCUACAUUGCAUUCCCAAUUCUUUUUCUUGCAUUAUCUACGAUGCUCAAGGAGUCUCCUUAUUAUCUACUCAACAAGAACAAACUCGAGGAAGCAAAGGAAUCUCUUAUGUUUUAUCGUGGAUUCAUAAGCUUAACGGGUUACGGUGCUGUGGAAUUCGAGAGUUUACAACGAUAUGUUAAGAAAGAAAGCCUUUUACGUGAGAUGAUUGGGAAAGAAGAUUUUCUAUCACGAGAGGCAAUGAAAUCAAUAUUGGUUGGAAUUGGAUUGGUGGCCUUAGAACAACUCGGUGGAUGUUAUUUUUUACUCUUCUUUGCAGCAAGUGUUCUUGAACGAUGUAACGCCACAAGCAUUUCUCCUGAGCACGCAACGAUUGGCAUUGGAUUUCUGCUUCUUUUAGGCGCUUUCUUAUCAAUAUUUCUUGUCGAGAGAUUUGAGCGGAAAAACCUUCAAUGCUUCGCUGCUUUUGGUAUCGCCACCAGCAUGAUAAUAUUUGGAGUAGCAGCGCAACUGAUGGAACAUGGCUACAAUUCCAACUUUUUAAAAUCAAUUCCGAUUUUUGUUAUAUCAAUGGCAAUCUUCUUAGCAAGUCUUGGCUCGUUUCCUUUAACUUUCGCAAUCAUUUCGGAGAUUGCACCAUCGACAAUCAGAGAUUACAUUCUGACUAUUUGUACGUCAACGUCAUGGAUUUUUCUCAUCGUUGUCUUCAAUCUAAGCAGCCUUUUAACAAACGAAUUCGGUCAAGGUGGUCCAAUGUAUUUCUUUGCUGUAAACUCAAUCCUUGGUGGAAUUUUUGUGAUAUUUUUCAUCCCCAAAAACAUGUGA